CUUGGCAUCUGAAACCGCUGACGUCAGUCGAGGGACACAGAUGCCCAAUGCACGCGUGCGCGGUGGACUUCCCGUGGGCUCGGACUGCGAGCGCGUCGGGUUCUUCCUAAGUCUAUUGGGAAACUGCGCCAGCGGGCGCUACAUCGGCGCACCUCUUCCGUCAUCUUGGCUCGUGCUGUUCAGUUGUUUACGGGCUGAGAUCCGGGAACCUCGGCGUUACGGCGGAGCCAUUCUGGCGCUGAUCGAUCCAGUUUCAUAACCUUGGGAGGGAGGAGUCUUGCUUGUCUGGGAGCCGGGGCAGCGCUGUGACGGAGAGAAAGAAAGAAAACUGGAGCAAGUGCGAACGGAACGGGAGGCGAAAUUGCAACCGAUGACCGUUUUCCCAGCAGUAGAUAGUUGCACCUGGACGGACGGGGGCGAAGGGAGUGAAGGAUGCGUGUCUUUUGAAGAAGAAGAGCUUCGAGAAGGAAGGAGGAGCGGCUCGUCGCAGCCCUGCAGCUCGACGUUCUGUGGAUUUCCUACGAAAAUUGAGAACAGCGGGAGCGCGCUUUGCUUGUUCGGGGCGCAGAUUAGCGCAAAAACAAAUGAAAUAAAGAGGAGGGAUGCGGGGCAACGCGGUUCUCUGCCGCGGUGUGUGUAGCUCGCAGUAGCCCGAGCCGCCUGUACCAACCAGUGGGACACCUCGGGUGAGGUGGAGCGCAGGAGGAGCGACAGACACCGACACCGCAGGCGGGCUCGUCCUCCUCGGCAAACCCGUUUUUAAUCACGCUUUGCGGAGGGAUUACAGGGCUGGAAGACGCCGGCGACGCGGCGGGGUCCAUGAGAGGCGUACACAGGGAGUGAUCGCACCCGUCGCCCGGCCGUGUGCGCUACUAACACGGACAGCGGGAUAUUCCGCCUCCGGGAGACCGGCGGAGCGCCUGCCUGGCUGUGAGGGACGGACAUUGCGGAGCACCGCGGCUCUCUCGGCCGAGGACAGCAGCAGUAGCCGGCCGAGGGCCUCUCCUUCGUGCCGCCUGACUCGAAAUAAGGAGGUUUGAUUGCGGAGGACUCGCCAGCGAAGGUGCGCGUCCCUGCCGGAGCAUGGCCGACGACGACGUGCUGUUCGAGGACGUGUACGAGCUGUGCGAGGUGAUCGGCAAGGGCCCGUUCAGCGUCGUGCGCAGAUGCAUCAACAGAGACACCGGGCAGCAGUUCGCUGUGAAAAUAGUGGAUGUGGCCAAGUUCACCUCGAGCCCCGGGCUCAGCACAGAAGAUCUCAAGAGAGAGGCGAGCAUCUGCCACAUGCUGAAGCACCCUCACAUCGUGGAGCUGCUGGAGACCUACAGCUCGGAUGGGAUGCUCUACAUGGUCUUUGAGUUCAUGGACGGUGCAGAUCUCUGCUUCGAGAUCGUAAAGAGGGCGGACGCUGGUUUUGUCUACAGUGAAGCAGUAGCCAGUCACUACAUGAGACAGAUCCUUGAGGCGUUGCGCUACUGCCACGACAACAACGUCAUUCACCGAGAUGUGAAGCCCCACUGUGUGCUGCUGGCGUCAAAGGAGAACUCCGCCCCUGUGAAACUGGGAGGCUUUGGUGUGGCCAUACAGCUCGGAGAGUCUGGUCUGGUCGCGGGAGGUCGUGUCGGGACGCCCCACUUCAUGGCUCCUGAGGUGGUGAAGAGGGAGCCCUACGGCAAGCCGGUGGAUGUGUGGGGCUGUGGUGUGAUCCUGUUCAUCUUGCUCAGCGGCUGCCUGCCCUUCUACGGCACCAAAGACAGGCUGUUCGAGGCAAUCAUCAAGGGCAAAUACAAGAUGAACCCACGACAGUGGAGCCACAUUUCGGAGAGCGCCAAGGACCUGGUACGGCGCACGCUGAUGCUGGACCCUGCCGAGAGGAUCACCGUCUACGAGGCCCUCAACCACCCCUGGCUUAAGGAGAGGGACCGCUAUGCCUAUAAGAUCCACCUCCCUGAGACUGUGGAGCAGCUGAGGAAGUUUAACGCCAGGAGGAAGCUGAAGGGGGCCGUUCUGGCCGCUGUCUCCAGUCACAAGUUCAACUCGUUUUACGGAGAUCCUCCCGAGGAACUGCCGGACUUCUCUGAAGACCCCACAUCAUCGGGACUGCUAGCUGCAGAAAGAGCUGUAUCGCAGGUGCUUGACAGCUUGGAGGAGAUCCACGCGCUCACUGACUGCAGCGAGAAGGACCUGGACUUCCUGCACAGUGUCUUCCAGGACCAGCAUCUGCACACCCUGCUUGAUUUGUACGACAAGAUCAACACAAAGUCCUCCCCACAGAUCCGCAACCCCCCAAGCGAUGCUGUGCAGAGAGCCAAAGAGAAUUCCACCCAAGAUGAUGCAAGCACAGCUUCGAAACUUCUGGAAUGUGUUCUGGAGGAGAUUUCCUGUUACCCAGAGAACAGUGAUGCUAAAGAACUGAGGAGGAUCCUCACCCAGCCUCACUUUAUGGCCUUACUGCAGACCCAUGAUGUUGUGGCACACGAGGUGUAUAGUGAUGAGGCCCUGAGGGUCACUCCGCCGCCAACCUCGCCCUACCUGAACGGCGACUCGCCCGAGAGUGCCAACGGGGAUAUGGAUCUGGAGAACGUGACGCGUGUGCGGCUGGUACAGUUUCAGAAGAACACGGAUGAGCCCAUGGGCAUCACCUUGAAGAUGAAUGACCUAAACCACUGCAUUGUGGCUAGAAUAAUGCACGGAGGCAUGAUCCACAGGCAAGGAACACUGCACGUUGGCGAUGAAAUCCGCGAAAUCAACGGCAUCAGCGUGGCGAACCAGACGGUGGAACAGCUCCAGAAGAUGCUUAGGGAAAUGAGAGGAAGCAUCACCUUUAAGAUCGUGCCAAGUUACCGCACACAGUCUAUGUCUUGUGAGAAAGAGUCCCCUUCCACCUCCAGACAGUCCCCUGCUAAUGGGCACAGCAGCAUUAACAGUUCUAUCUUGGACUUGCCUUCUACUAUCCAGCCGAAAGGACGACAGAUCUCCAGGACUGCAGUCAAGGAUAAAAUUUCUCCAAAGAUCUACGUAAGAGCACAAUUUGAAUAUGACCCAGCCAAAGAUGACCUCAUCCCCUGCAAGGAGGCGGGCAUCCGGUUUCGGGUGGGCGACAUCAUCCAGAUCAUCAGCAAGGAUGACCACAACUGGUGGCAGGGCAAGUUGGAGAACACGAAGAACGGCACGGCCGGCCUCAUCCCCUCCCCCGAGCUGCAGGAGUGGCGCGUGGCGUGUAUAGCAAUGGAGAAGACCAAACAAGAGCAGCAAGCCAGCUGCACCUGGUUUGGCAAGAAGAAGAAGCAGUACAAAGACAAAUACCUAGCAAAGCACAACGCAGUGUUCGAUCAACUAGAUCUUGUCACAUAUGAAGAAGUUGUCAAACUGCCAGCAUUCCAAAGGAAAACACUAGUCCUUUUAGGUGCCCAUGGUGUGGGUAGAAGACACAUCAAGAACACGCUUAUUACCAAGCACCCGGACAGAUUCGCCUACCCCAUUCCACACACAACCAGACCCCCAAAGAAAGACGAAGAGAACGGCAAGAACUAUUACUUUGUAUCCCAUGACCAAAUGAUGCAGGACAUCUCAAACAACGAGUACCUGGAGUACGGCAGCCACGAGGAUGCCAUGUACGGCACCCGACUGGAGACGAUACGCAAGAUCCACGAACAGGGGCUGAUAGCCAUACUGGAUGUAGAACCGCAGGCACUGAAGGUCUUAAGAACGGCUGAAUUUGCCCCAUAUGUUGUAUUCAUCGCUGCGCCAACCAUAACCCCCGGGAUCAAUGAGGAUGAGUCUCUCCAGAGGCUGCAGAAGGAGUCUGAGAUCCUACAGAAGACAUACGCGCACUACUUCGACCAGACCAUCAUCAACAAUGAAAUUGACGAGACUAUCCAGCUGCUGGAGGAAGCCAUCGAUCUGGUGUCCACAACCCCCCAAUGGGUUCCAGUCUCCUGGGUCUACUAGACCACUCUUUCUCCAUAUCCCCCUCCGCUUCCCUCCCCCACCCUCAAUUUGCAAUGCAUCUCUACGGAACUUCAUCAUUCCUUGGAAAAAAAAAGAAAAAAAAAAAAAAA
Molecule: messenger RNA, 4061 nt
Organism: Scleropages formosus (Asian bonytongue)
Lineage: Eukaryota; Metazoa; Chordata; Actinopteri; Osteoglossiformes; Osteoglossidae
Product: peripheral plasma membrane protein CASK
Exons: 29
Coding region: 1084-3951 (955 amino acids)
Biological process (GO): protein phosphorylation
Molecular function (GO): protein binding; protein kinase activity; ATP binding
Source: RefSeq, a predicted model, not a curated record